Molecule: messenger RNA, 1416 nt
Organism: Caenorhabditis elegans
Lineage: Eukaryota; Metazoa; Nematoda; Chromadorea; Rhabditida; Rhabditidae
Gene: Y71G12B.25
Product: Major facilitator superfamily (MFS) profile domain-containing protein
Exons: 3
Coding region: 18-1241 (407 amino acids)
Biological process (GO): transmembrane transport
Cellular component (GO): membrane
Molecular function (GO): transmembrane transporter activity
Source: RefSeq, marked reviewed
UAACCAAAACCCUGGCCAUGUCGCUGGAAAAGAAGCAGAAGGUGAUGUUCACCUUAUGCCUAGUCUUCGGACUAUGGCACUUUGCAACUCAAUGGACCACAACACUGCUCUCCUUCCUCCAAUGGGACACCGAAGAAGUGAUGACAAUCACCGAUCUCGGCUACAUUCAAGCAUUUGGCUCACUGUGCAACGCGUUUGGAGCAUUGGCCGCCGGACAGCUCGCUGAUACGCUUGGUGCUCAAUCAAUGUUCCUUUUAUCCGCUGUUUUCACAGCGAUCUACUAUUCGGGAAUCUCGUUGGCGAGAUCUUGGUACGCAUUCUUCUUCCUUCAAAUCCUGAGGUUCGGAUAUCAAUUGGAUGGAACUGCCGAGAUGUAUUUGGCAACUGUGACAACGGAAAGUGAACGAACAAGUGCUCUCAUGAGAUUGACCAUUCCACAGGCCAUCGCAAUGUUCUUCGGUCCAAUUGUGGGCUCCAAGGUCGCCGCGUGGACUUCCCUCCGAACCUCCCAAUUCAUCGUCGGAUUCGUGUUGGCCGGUACCAUGAUCCCAGUCGUCAUGUUCUUGCUUCCAACCACCCACUCAAUCCCCCGUCUCGCAUCGGCUCGUCUCCGUCCACAAGACUAUUGGCAUAUGAUUUCAAAGAACUCGGCUCUCAAGGAGGGUCUCCUCAUCCGUGCUCUUCUCAUCUCGGCCUACGUCUGCUAUGAGAUGAUCUCGCGUAAUUUCUUGCUCAGAAACUUUAUGCACAACACCAACGAGAGUGCCUACGUGCUUCUGACAAUGUCGGCUUCUCUGCUUGCCGUUCAGUUCAUCGUCAUGCCAAUUGUUCAGCGAACUGCCAGUCCGAAGAGACUUCUGCAGGUUUCUCUGGUGGCUCUUUUCGGAAGUUAUUUGGCUGCCGCUUUUGCCAACAGCUUCGAGCAAAUGCUCAUGAUCACCGCAGUUCAGACAGCAGCAUAUGCUGUUGCUUAUGCUGAAUCUUCAACACAGAUUACCACUGCCGUCGAGCUCACCGACCUCGGAAAAGCCACCGGGCUCGCCUCAAUGGUCCAAUGGCUCACCCACUUCAUUUUGCCAAUCUAUGCUUCACAGCUCGUGGAGCAUCUUCAUUACACCUUCGCUUUCUACACUUCUGCACUUCUUUCCGUCUUCUUAUUCGCCUACAUUUCCGUUUAUGGAAAAGAAACACCGAAUAGGUCGGGAACUCUGUUGCCAUCACUUUCCGCAACCAAUUAUUAAGGUUUUUUUUUUGUAAAUCAAAAUUUUUUUUUUAAUUUUUAAUUUAACUUAUUAAUAUAAACUUCCCAACGGGCCCCCCCUCCAACACUCAAAUUGCCUUGUUUUUUUUUUAAAUUUUUUGUUGUACUUUUUCAAUUUAAAAAUCGUUUAAAAUUGAAUAAAGGAUGUAGAUUUU